AUGUCGCAUCCACCACCACCACCUCCGGGAUGGGGAGCUCCCCCUCCUCCCCCCCCUCCUCCAUCAUCUCUUCCUCCUCCUCCGUCGACGCCAGCUCCUCCCGCGCCGCCGCCGCCUGGCUAUCGACCUUCGACUGAUCCCCUGGUCGCAAAGCUGGCGCAAAAGAAGAAGGAAUGGCUUCGGGACCGUCGAAAUCGAUUCGGGGAGAAGAGGAAGGCUGGAUUCGUCCAGACUCAGAAGGCUGAUAUGCCUCCUGAGCAUUUACGAAAGAUCGUUAGGGAUAUCGGCGACGUCUCGCAGAAGAAAUACACCAACGAUAAGCGCAGCUAUCUGGGAGCAUUGAAGUUCAUGCCUCACGCCGUUUUAAAGCUUCUUGAGAACAUGCCCAUGCCUUGGGAGUCGGCAAGGGAAGUCAAGGUGCUUUACCACGUCAACGGUUGCUUGACGCUCGUCAACGAAAUUCCUCGAGUCAUCGAACCCGUCUUUUUCGCACAGUGGGCGAUGAUGUGGACCUUUAUGCGAAAAGAAAAGGCCGAUCGACGACUCUUCAAACGUAUGCGAUUCCCUCCGUUCGACGACGAAGAGCCACCGCUGUCGUGGGCCGAAAACUUGGAGGACGUCGAGCCUUUGGAACCGAUUCAGAUGGAGCUCAACGAGGAAGAAGACGAGGCCGUACACGAAUGGUUCUAUGACCAUCGCCCUUUGCUCGAUACGCCGCAUGUCAACGGACCGAGCUACAAAGCAUGGAAUCUAUCUCUACCUCAAAUGGCCACCCUUUUCCGACUGAGUAGGCCCCUGAUUUCUGACGUGGUUGAUUCGAACUACUUCUACCUGUUCGAUCUCAAGGGUUUCCUUACCGCCAAGGCGCUCAAUGUCGCCUUGCCAGGUGGCCCAAGAUUCGAGCCCUUAUACAAGGACAUCAACCCGAACGACGAAGAUUUUGGCGAGUUCAACGCCAUCGACCGCAUCAUUUUCCGAAACCCCAUCCGCACAGAGUUUCGGGUAGCAUAUCCAUACUUAUAUAAUUCCCUUCCACGAAGCGUUCAUCUUGCUUGGCACUCUUAUCCCCAAAUCGUCUUCAACCGGGCUGAUGACCCUGACCUGCCUACAUUCCACUUCGACCGCCGCAUCAACCCAAUUUCUUCGCGAACUGUGGCUUCGAAGAACGUCGAAGUGUCACUUGAAGAUGAGUUGUUUGGCCCAGGGUCCAACGAAGAACCGGAGGAUGAUGCAUUUGAGCUUCCCGCUGGCGUGGAGCCAUUCCUUGCCGACGAGGAGCUAGAAAAUACAGACACCUCCUCAGCCAUUGAGCUGUGGUGGGCUCCUUUCCCAUUCAAUCGACGAUCAGGUCGCAUGGUUCGCGCACAAGACGUACCGCUGAUUAAACAGUGGUAUCUUGAGCAUCCCCCCUCGGACCGGCCACCUGUGAAGGUGCGGGUGUCAUAUCAGAAACUCCUCAAGAAUUUUGUUCUGAAUGAGCUUCAUAAAAAGAGACCAAAGGCACACAACAAUCAAAAUCUUCUACGCUCUUUGAAGCAAACCAAGUUCUUCCAGCAAACGACUAUCGACUGGGUGGAGGCUGGUCUGCAGGUCUGCCGCCAAGGUUUUAAUAUGCUGAACCUCCUUAUCCAUCGCAAGAAUUUGACGUAUCUUCAUCUUGAUUACAACUUCAAUUUGAAGCCCGUCAAGACCCUGACCACCAAGGAGCGUAAGAAGUCAAGAUUUGGAAACGCGUUCCAUCUGAUGCGAGAAAUCCUGCGCUUGACCAAACUGAUCGUCGAUGCUCAAGUUCAGUACCGCCUGGGAAAUAUUGAUGCCUUUCAGCUGGCUGAUGGUAUCCUCUAUGCAUUCAACCACGUCGGUCAGCUCACGGGAAUGUACCGUUAUAAAUAUAAGUUGAUGCAUCAGAUCCGAACUUGCAAAGAUUUGAAGCACUUGAUCUACUAUCGCUUCAACUCUGGGCCUGUUGGCAAAGGUCCUGGUUGUGGUUUCUGGGCACCUGCGUGGAGAGUUUGGCUAUUCUUCAUGCGCGGUAUUAUUCCUCUCUUGGAGCGUUGGCUAGGAAAUCUUCUCUCCCGUCAAUUCGAAGGUCGUCACAGUAAGGGAGUCGCCAAAACUGUGACUAAGCAACGUGUCGAGUCGCACUUCGAUUUGGAGCUCCGCGCCUCUGUUAUGGCUGAUCUUAUGGAUAUGAUGCCCGAGGGUAUUAAGCAAAACAAGGUCAACACGGUGCUCCAGCAUCUGUCUGAAGCAUGGCGAUGCUGGAAGAGUAACAUUCCUUGGAAGGUUCCCGGACUGCCUGCGCCCAUUGAAAACAUUAUUCUACGUUAUGUCAAGUCAAAGGCCGAUUGGUGGAUUUCGGUUGCUCAUUACAACAGAGAGCGUAUCCGACGAGGUGCCACUGUUGACAAGACUGUUGCCAAGAAGAAUGUGGGCCGGUUGACUCGUCUCUGGCUCAAGGCUGAGCAGGAGAGACAGCAUAACCACAUGAAGGAUGGACCUUACGUGUCAUCAGAAGAAGGUGUGGCAAUCUACACCACUACCGUGCACUGGCUCGAGUCGCGCAAGUUUUCCCCUAUUCCAUUUCCUAGUGUGUCUUAUAAACACGACACGAAGAUCCUCAUCUUGGCCCUUGAACGUCUUCGAGAAGCAUACUCUGUUAAGGGGCGCAUGAAUCAGAGUCAGCGUGAAGAAUUGGCCUUAAUCGAGCAGGCCUACGAUAGCCCCGGUACUACCCUCGAGCGUAUCAAGCGCUUCCUCCUCACGCAACGAGCUUUCAAGGAGGUGAGCAUUGAUAUGAACGACAACUAUAGUACUAUUAAUCCGGUGUACGAUAUCGAGCCCAUUGAGAAAAUCAGCGAUGCUUAUCUCGAUCAAUAUCUUUGGUACCAAGCAGACCAGCGACAUCUGUUCCCUGCCUGGAUUAAGCCUUCCGACUCUGAGGUGCCACCGCUUUUGACAUACAAGUGGGCGCAGGGCAUUAACAACCUUGGUCGGGUUUGGGAAACGGCAGAUGGCGAAUGCAAUGUCAUGAUUGAGACGGAGCUGUCUAAGGUCUACGAGAAGAUUGAAUUGACCCUCCUGAACUCUUUAUUGAGAUUGAUCAUGGAUCACAAUCUUGCGGAUUACAUCACCGCCAAGAACAAUGUUCAGCUCACAUACAAGGACAUGAAUCACGUCAAUAGCUAUGGUAUGAUUCGUGGCCUUCAAUUUUCAGCUUUCGUGUUCCAAUUUUAUGGAUUGGUACUCGAUCUGUUGCUACUUGGCCCUCAGAGAGCCAGUGAGAUUGCUGGACCCCCAGAAAGCCCCAACGAUUUCUUGCAGUUCCGCGAUCGCGAGACUGAGACAAGGCACCCAAUCCGUCUGUAUACUCGAUACAUUGACAAGAUCUGGGUUUUCUUGCGAUUCACAGCCGAAGAAUCGAGAGAUCUCAUCCAACGAUUCUUGACAGAGCAACCCGAUCCUAAUUUUGAGAAUGUGAUUGGGUACAAGAGCAAGAAAUGCUGGCCGAGAGAUUCUCGAAUGCGUUUGAUGAGGCAUGACGUCAAUCUUGGUCGAGCCGUGUUUUGGGAUCUCAAGAACCGACUACCCCGAUCUGUCACUACAAUCGAUUGGGAUGACAGCUUUGUGAGCGUCUACAGUCGCGACAACCCGAAUUUGCUAUUCUCCAUGUGUGGUUUUGAAGUCCGCAUCCUGCCAAAGAUCCGAAACCAGAAUGAUGAAUUCUCAGUCAAGGAUAGUGUUUGGUCUUUAGUUGACAACACAACCAAGGAGAGAACCGCACACGCUUUCCUACAAGUAACUGAAGAGGACGUUCAGAAAUUCAACAAUCGCAUCAGGCAGAUUCUCAUGUCUUCGGGAUCUACAACUUUUACCAAGAUUGCCAACAAGUGGAACACGGCACUGAUCGCUCUUUUCACAUACUAUCGCGAGGCUGCUGUUUCCACCGUAGACCUCUUGGAUACUAUUGUUAAAUGUGAAACGAAGAUCCAGACUCGAGUCAAGAUUGGGCUGAACUCCAAGAUGCCUUCUCGUUUCCCACCUGCCGUGUUCUAUACACCCAAGGAAUUGGGCGGUCUCGGCAUGAUCUCAGGAUCUCACAUAUUGAUUCCUGCUAGCGACAAGCGUUGGUCUAAGCAGACAGACACGGGAGUGACCCAUUAUCGUGCUGGUAUGACGCAUGAUGAGGAGACGUUGAUCCCUAACAUCUUCCGAUACAUCGUGCCUUGGGAGGCCGAAUUCAUUGACUCUCAGCGAGUGUGGACGGAAUACUCGCAGAAGCGUCUCGAAGCUAACCAGCAGAAUCGCCGACUAACACUAGAGGAUUUAGAGGAUAGUUGGGACCGCGGUCUACCUCGAAUCAACACCCUCUUCCAGAAGGACAGGAGUACACUCAGCUUCGACAAGGGUUUCCGAGCACGAGCCGACUUUAAAAUCUACCAGCUGAUGAAGAGCAAUCCUUUCUGGUGGACAAGUCAGCGGCACGACGGAAAAUUGUGGAAUUUGAACGCAUAUCGAACCGAUGUUAUCCAGGCGCUUGGUGGUGUUGAAACGAUUUUGGAACACACCCUCUUCAAAGCAACAGGAUUUCCAUCAUGGGAGGGUUUGUUUUGGGAAAGAGCUUCGGGAUUUGAACAAUCUAUGCAGUUCAAGAAGUUGACGAAUGCGCAGAGGUCUGGUUUGAACCAGAUCCCGAACCGACGGUUUACCCUGUGGUGGAGCCCCACUAUAAACCGCGCUAACGUUUAUGUGGGGUUCCAAGUCCAGCUAGACUUGACGGGUAUCUUCCUUCACGGAAAGAUCCCUACAUUAAAGAUUUCCUUGAUUCAAAUCUUCCGUGCUCACUUGUGGCAAAAGAUCCAUGAGGCAGUCGUCAUGGAUCUUUGCCAGGUGUUUGAUCAGGAACUGGAGUCGCUUGGCAUUGAGACGGCGCAAAAAGAGACAAUUCAUCCUCGAAAGUCGUACAAGAUGAACAGCUCCUGUGCUGAUAUCCUGCUCUUUGCCAGCCACAAGUGGAAUGUCACACGGCCAUCUUUGCUGCAUGAUACCAAGGACGUGGUGGAGCCGACGACGACUAACAAGUUCUGGAUUGAUGUCCAAUUGCGAUAUGGAGAUUACGACUCGCACGACAUUGAGCGGUACACGCGUGCCAAGUAUCUAGACUACACCACGGACAGCGCAAGUAUCUACCCAUCGCCAACCGGUCUCAUGAUUGGAAUUGACCUUGCCUACAAUCUGCAUUCUGCAUAUGGAAUGUACUUCCCUGGUCUGAAAGAGCUGGUUCAGCAAGCAAUGGCAAAGAUCAUGAAGGCCAAUCCUGCUCUUUACGUUCUGCGAGAGCGAAUUCGUAAAGGUCUGCAGCUUUAUGCUUCGGAGAGUAACCAGGAAUUCCUUAACUCGAGCAACUACACUGAACUGUUUAACGACAAAACACAGCUCUUCAUUGACGACACCAAUGUCUAUCGUGUCACUAUCCACAAGACCUUUGAGGGUAAUUUGACUACAAAGCCAAUCAACGGCGCGAUCUUCAUCUUUAAUCCCCGCACGGGUCAGCUCUUCCUCAAGAUCAUCCACACAAGCGUAUGGGCUGGACAGAAGCGUCUCGGACAGCUUGCCAAAUGGAAGACAGCGGAAGAAGUCGCCGCGCUCAUUCGCUCUCUCCCCACAGAGGAGCAGCCCAAGCAAUUGAUUGUUACCCGUAAGGGCUUACUUGACCCUCUCGAGGUUCACUUGCUCGACUUCCCCAACAUUUCUAUCAGAGCAUCCGAAUUGCAGCUUCCCUUCCAAGCGGCUAUGAAGAUAGAGAAGCUUGGAGAUAUGAUUCUAAGAGCAACUGAACCACAGAUGGUUCUGUUCAACCUCUAUGAUGAGUGGCUCAAGUCUGUUGCCUCGUACACGGCCUUUUCGCGUCUUAUUCUCAUUCUGCGUGCACUGCAUGUGAACCCAGACAAGACUAAGCUGAUUUUGAGACCCGACAAGACCGUCAUCACCCACGAUCAUCACAUUUGGCCUUCACUAUCCGAUGAAGACUGGGUCAAGGUUGAAGUCCAGCUUCGCGAUCUGGUCUUGAAUGACUACGGCAAGAAAAACAAUGUCAACGUGGCCAGUUUGACCAGCAGUGAAGUUCGUGAUGUUAUUUUGGGUAUGGAGAUUUCCGCCCCAUCAAUGCAAAGGCAACAGGCAGCGGAACUGGAAAAGCAACAACAGGAGCAACAGCAGCUUACUGCUGUCACCACCAAAACGCAGAACGUUCAUGGCGAGGAUAUCAUUGUGACCACGACCUCCCAGUUUGAGCAGCAAACAUUCGCGUCCAAGACAGAGUGGCGAACAAGAGCAAUUGCGUCAGCCAAUCUCCGAUCAAGAGCUAAGAACAUUUACGUUUCAUCUGCUGAUGAUGCGGACGAUGUUACCUAUGUGAUGCCAAACAACAUUCUGAGGAAGUUCAUCACGAUCGCCGACUUGAGAAUCCAAAUUGCCGGAUACUUGUACGGAGUUUCCCCCCCCGACAACCAGCAAGUUAAGGAGAUCAAGUGUAUCGUCAUGAUUCCGCAAGUAGGCGGUCUCCGGAACGUCAAACUGCCAAAUCAGUUGCCCCAGAGCGAUUUCUUGGAAGGUAUGGAGCCACUCGGUAUCAUCCACACAAUCGCAGGCAAUGAGUUGCCUUACAUGUCGGCAAGCGAAGUGACUGAGCACUCAAAGCUUCUGGACGCUCAUCAAGAGUGGGACAAGACGAACACUGUCACGGUCUCGGCGGCGUUCACAUCCGCCAGUGUAACUCUCUCCGCUUGGGGACUCACUCCUCAAGGUUACAAGUGGGGAGCCGAGAACAAGGACAUCCAGAGCGACCAACCUCAAGGCUUUACCACCACAAUGGGAGAAAAGCGGAAGCUGUUGUUGAGCCCACGCUUCAAGGGCUUCUUCCUUGUACCAGAAGAUGAUCGUUGGAACUACCUGCUCAUGGGCAAUGCAUUCAGCGGCAUGUCUAUGAAACCAGUCCCAGUCAAGCUUGAUAAUCCACUGCCGUUCUACAAUGAUCAUCAUAGACCCAUUCACUUCCAGAGUUUUGCUGAACUGGAAGAUAUCUGGGUGGAUCGAUCAGACAACUUUGCCUAG
Molecule: messenger RNA, 7113 nt
Organism: Clonostachys byssicola
Lineage: Eukaryota; Fungi; Ascomycota; Sordariomycetes; Hypocreales; Bionectriaceae
Source: the annotation of a GenBank genome assembly